UCCAAAAUAUGUGUACUGGGGACCAGGCCGCCAAAGAUAAAGCACUGCAGAGUAUGGCCACAAUGUCGUCUGCUCAGAUCAUCUCACCCACCGCCUUCCAGAACAAGAUGGCACUUCAGGGCUUGUCUCGGCCCGCCUAUCCCACCAGUGGAGGAUUUUGGCACGGAGCACUUUCGGGGCAGCCUGGAGGCCACGAAGACAUUAAACCCUUCUCCCAGCAGACUUACACCAUGCAAGCAUCCGGCCCGACGCCCAUAACAGGUUAUGAAAGCACCGCAGGGCUAGCCAUGUCCCCCGGCGCCCCUCCUUGGCAGGGCCGAUGUAUUGCCAGCUCAAAGCUUCGAAUGUUGGAGUUUUCUGCCUUCCUUGAGCAACCCCAGGACCCUGAAACUUUUAACAAGCACCUGUUUGUCCACAUCGGCCAGUCCAACCCCAGCUACAGCGACCCGUAUUUGGAGUCAGUGGACAUCAGGCAAAUCUAUGACAAGUUCCCUGAGAAGAAAGGAGGCCUGAAGGAGCUGUUUGACAAAGGGCCUCAUAAUGCCUUCUUCUUGGUCAAAUUCUGGGCGGACCUCAGUAUAAACCUCCAGGAUGACAGUAACUUCUUCUAUGGAGUUUCCAGUCAGUACGAGAGCUCUGAAAACAUGAUCAUCACCUCCUCCACCAAAGUCUGCUCCUUUGGCAAACAGGUGGUCGAGAAAGUGGAAACGGAGUACGCACGUUACGAGAAUGGCCGUUAUGUUUUCCGGAUUCAUCGCUCCCCCUUAUGUGAAUAUAUGAUAAAUUUCAUCCACAAACUUAAACAUCUACCGGAGAAGUACAUGAUGAAUAGUGUACUGGAAAACUUCACAAUCUUACAGGUGGUGACUAACAGGGACACACUGGAGACACUGCUGUGCAUAGCCUAUGUAUUUGAAGUAUCUACUAGUGAGCAUGGAGCACAGCAUCACAUCUACAGACUGGUCAAAGACUGACCCCACAUACUUUGGACUGUAGCACAAUGGACUAGCUCUUCUGUAAACUUAAAGCCCAGCCAUUGGAAAACCAGAUCAACUCAACACACCUGAUGGCCCCCUGCAGGGGAUGUGAACUUAAGACUUGAAACUGUACGUGAAAAAGGCAAAGAAAAUGAGGUCCAUGUUCAACGCUGUGGUCUUUAUACCAAAGGAUCCAACAGGAGCCAAGUGAACCGUGUUAAAAUAUCAGUGACUGCGUUUUUCAUCUCUUUUUACUAGUGCUAGGGUUUGUUUUAUUGUCAUUUACACUUGUGCAUGUGCAGGGGAGGAUGCUUGUGGAUGAGUUUGGCUGCCUCAGGACGCCACCUAGUGACUCAAGUAUGAAGUACUAAAUAGUUGUCACCAAUUGCACAUUUGAAAUGAUCAUUAUUGGUGCCAAUCUUCAACAUUUGGGGUAAUUGUUAUUACUAGUGCUUUUACAUCUCCUCUAAUGUGAGCUAUACAAAGAGGCUAAAAUGAUUGCUUUUCAGUUGUUUGGUGUUCGAUGUUGUGUUACUGGUUUUGGUUGAGAACAAUGUGGCACAUGAGAUAACACUGCUAACUUGAACCAGCUCAGUCUGUAAACUGGAGUUUGCAGAUUAUGUCUGUGAUUGUAAUA
Boleophthalmus pectinirostris (great blue-spotted mudskipper) is the source of this 1614-nucleotide messenger RNA. Its product is annotated as transcriptional enhancer factor TEF-3-like. Gene Ontology annotation, biological process: hippo signaling; regulation of transcription by RNA polymerase II; embryonic organ development. Gene Ontology annotation, cellular component: transcription regulator complex. Lineage: Eukaryota; Metazoa; Chordata; Actinopteri; Gobiiformes; Gobiidae. The coding region runs from base 9 to 974 and encodes 321 amino acids. Gene Ontology annotation, molecular function: DNA-binding transcription factor activity, RNA polymerase II-specific; RNA polymerase II cis-regulatory region sequence-specific DNA binding. The record is from RefSeq and is a predicted model, not a curated record. The transcript has 9 exons.